Gastrolobium bilobum is the source of this 2566-nucleotide messenger RNA. RefSeq lists its product as uncharacterized. The record is from RefSeq and is a predicted model, not a curated record. Gene Ontology annotation, molecular function: protein binding. Lineage: Eukaryota; Viridiplantae; Streptophyta; Magnoliopsida; Fabales; Fabaceae. Bases 244 to 2004 code for a protein of 586 amino acids. The transcript has 8 exons.
GAGAAAGAUUCAGAUGGAGUUUCGUGUUCCUAUGGCGUCGUGUUGUUCCCCCAUGGACACCGUUAACUGAAAGGCUUGCAGCCACCGGUGCCGGUGCCUGUGCCUUACAUCUAACGACUUUCUGAGACGCAUCGAAAUUCUCCGUAGUUACUUUUCGGUCACUUGUUCAAUCGAAAGACACCCACAUCUUCGUACGAUAUUUUUGUUCCUUAGCAAAGGGGGUAUUUGCUUAGAAAUUAGAAGAUGAAGCGCAAGCGUGGUCAUAAGAAAGGGAAGCCAAAAGGAAGCACCAACCCUGUAAUCAGUGGUAAUCAACGUAAGGAAGAAAGCUCUGGUUUGGAAGAGUUUGGUAAAGAUAAAGAUAACUGUGGAAUGGAAGUUGACACACCUUCUUCUACGGGGACUGAUCAGCAUUACAAUGUUGCUAACAUAAAUCCUGACGGUUCCAUUGAUAAGGCUGCGGGGAAGACGGUAGGGCGUGUUAAGGUGAAGCUCAGGACACCAAAAAUGCUGGACUCACAACACACCUCAUCCGAAGCUCCCACACAAAGUGAUACUGAUAAGAGUAGCCAACAACUGGGGCUUGAGAAACGAGGUCUCAAUGUGGAGAGAGUGGAAGAUAGUGCUAAUUCAUUGCCUGAUAUAAAAUUUGGUACUCCAUCAAAGAGAGCUGGUAGUAUAAAAAUUAAGUCUUCAAAGGUCUUAGGAUCAAAUGCUGACCAGACAGGCAAAACUUUGUCAGUUUCCACGGAGAUUACCCACCCAAAAGAAAGAAAGGCCCCUCAACAGAAUCCCCGAUAUAAUAAGCUGGAAUUGGAUGCUUCCUUAGUGGUCAUAAGGAAGGUAAUGAAAAUGGAUGCUGCUGAACCCUUCAAUGUUCCUGUUAAUCCUGAAGCUCUGGGAAUUCCUGACUAUUUUGAUAUCAUAGACACACCAAUGGAUUUUGGAACUGUAUGCAACAAUAUUGAAAAGAAUGACAAAUACAUGAAUUCCGAGGAUGUCUUUAAGGAUGUUCAAUACAUUUGGGACAACUGUUAUAAAUAUAACAAUAAGGGUGACUAUAUCUUGGAUCUUAUGAGGCGAGUAAAGAAGAACUUUAUGAAGUACUGGACUGCAGCUGGGUUAUACUGUGAACAACCAAAAGGGACAAAGGGCUUAGAGAGCACUACAGCAGAAGAUAUUGCACUGUCUGGUGAUGGAAAAGUAGGAAAGGGUAGUCAAUUGAAGCAGAAGACAAAAAAACGUCAUGGAAGACACCAUAAACAUGAUUGUUUAUGUGCUAUUUGUGUGCUAAAGCGCCGUAGGAAAGAACGGGAGGAGAAUGCCCGAAUUGCUAAAGGCAAUUUUGGAUAUGGUGGUGAUAAGCAUGCUAAAGAGUUUAAGCAAGAGGAAUCAAUGCUUGUAGAGAGCCCUGGUGGGGAGGAUUCGUCAUCAAAUACGGAUGAAUCUUUGGGCACUGAUGGAGACGCACAGGAGGACAAAGGAGAGGUGGUGAAGAUGGAGACUAGUGAGAAGCAGUGUAGCCCUUCUGAAGGAAAGCACGAGGACAAUGAUGUUGAUGAUGAUGACAACGAUGAGGAUCAUGGUCCAGAGGAAGGAGGGGAGGAGGAAGAGGAGGAGGAUGGAGAGGAAGAAGAGGAGGAAGAGAACGAAAUGGACAGUCAGAAGAGAGAUACAGAUGAAACUUUAAAGCAUGGUGGAACCUUGGCAGAGAAAUCAAAUGUUGGAGAUGCAACUGUUCUUCAUGAUGAAUAUAAAUCGAAGCAACAAGAAGAACAAGCUCAAGUAAUCCCGCAACAGAAGCACAAGGAGUCACAAGAUAAACAUCAGAAAGCUAAGCUGCUUGAGAGCUUAUGUUUUGAAAACCCAAAGCUUUCGAGCUUAUGUGGAAUUCUCUUCCCCAAAAAUCAGUCUAUCUGGAGUGGACCGCAUUCACUAAUACAGCAAAGAAAUUCUGCUAGUACUAGUUCAAUUCACGCAGCUAUUGGGACUUUCAUGAAGUAGCUUUUUUUGAUUUAAUCGCUUCACACUACUUUCUAGCAGCCUAAAUUGCUAAUAUUUUAGGUGAUAAGCCUUCAUUGAUAAGUGUAUGAUAAUCACUAUUUAUUCAGAGCAAUAGCAGAUUUUGUGAUGGGUUAUGGGCCUAAAAGUUAGUGAAUUAGUUAGUUUGAUAGGGAAAUUAUUCUAGAAUAUUCCUAAAAUAUAGAAUAAAAGGGAGGCUGAGUGUGUAGGGAGAGUAUGCUUGUAUUCAGAAUAUUUGGAGUGGAGUUUUGGGAAAGGAUCUCUUGGGAUCUCUUUAGCUUAGGUAUAUUGGCUUGAGGGUGAGUGAGGUCUUUUGGUGUUUAAUUUCUGCAUUUUAUCUUGAAUUAGUGUUUGUAAUCUCUUGAAUUAGUGUAGGGAGGGUAUGCUUGUAUUCAGAAUAUUUGGAGUGGAGUUUUGUGAUAGGAUCUCUUUAGUUUAGGUAUAUUGGCUUGAGGGUGAGUGAGGUCUUUUGGUGUUUAAUUUCUGCAUUUUAUUUUGAAUUAGUGUUUGUAAUCUCUUGAUUUAGUAAAUACGUAGUUAUAAU